GCAGUCUCACUGACAGCUAAAACUGUUGAAAUUGCCAUUCCCAGAAGCAAGAAAAAAGAAUUCACCACUCUUAGAAAGUCAUAUGCUAAAAUGUCUUCUAAUGUUUGCGAGGCUAUUGAAGAUGCAAAAAUUGAAUUGAAAAAGUUAAAAGCCUUUAUCAUUAGCAUGAACAAUGAACUUAAGGAAAAGAUACAACAGUGUGAAGAUAUUUCAAGCACACUAAGUGUUGUCGAUGAAGAAUGCUCAUUGGUUGAUAUUGAGCCUUUUUGUGGAGUGGUGGAACAGUUUAAAAUUGAAGCAGCUGAUAAGCACAUCAAAGAAUACCUUGAUACAUCAAAGGAAUAUUUUCAGUCUAAUCCCAUUGCUGAUUACCUUAAAAAAGAGCUCAAAGCUUCUGCGACUUACCCUUCUCUUCAGUGUGAAACAAUAACUUACGUUUUUGACUGGAAACCUGACAAGAAAACACUGGAUGAUAUUAAAGAUAUACUUUCAAUGACAUCUGGUAAACUAGUGAAGAUAAGAUAUAUCAAUGGUGGUUCCAUUAGCAUCACUUGCUCCUUUCCAUAUCAUCUCACUGGAGUCCUCAUUACACAGCUGAUGGAUAAUUUACAGUUUUUGAAAAAGAAUGAUUUGAAAAAGCUCACCAUUGGAUACUGGAUAAUGUGGGAAAGAGAAGGAAAAGAAGAAAAAGAGACAGAGCAAUUUCUGGAAGAGAAAGAGGCUAAAAUAAGCCUAAAAGAAGAAUAUCAAAAGGAAGACUGUUUUGAAAAAAAGGACAUUGAUGAGAAUCAAAAAGCAGAAGCAGAAAAACAGUUAAUAUUAAAAACGUGAUGGAAGUGCACAUGCAGACUUAAGGAAAGGCAUGGCCAUGGAAAUAGAAAAAUUGCG
Amphimedon queenslandica is the source of this 888-nucleotide messenger RNA. RefSeq lists its product as uncharacterized. Lineage: Eukaryota; Metazoa; Porifera; Demospongiae; Haplosclerida; Niphatidae. The record is from RefSeq and is a predicted model, not a curated record. Bases 91 to 831 code for a protein of 246 amino acids. The transcript has 6 exons.